Molecule: messenger RNA, 759 nt
Organism: Colletotrichum lupini
Lineage: Eukaryota; Fungi; Ascomycota; Sordariomycetes; Glomerellales; Glomerellaceae
Exons: 3
Coding region: 1-759 (252 amino acids)
Source: RefSeq, a predicted model, not a curated record
AUGAGCAUCAAGUCAGCCAUCGUCGUCCUCGCUACCCUCGCCUUCCGGGCCAUUGCGGUCCCGGUCGAGCCCGCCCGACCCCCAAACCCGGAAGACUGGACCCUCCUGAACUUCCGACGCACUUGCGCAGCGGACCAGAGCCGGUGCAGCUACACUUUCUUCGUCUCCGAAGACGCGGCCAAGGUGCCCAGGUACUGCAACUUUGACAUUGACGCCGCCGCCGGGCUCCCCGCGUACCAAACCGACUUCUCGUCCCUCAAGUGCCCGAGCGCACCCGAGUAUACCAUCAACGGCGGCUGGGACGAGCAAGGCUUCAUCACGCUGACGGUCAUCAACGAUCCGAGGAAGCUCCUAUCUUUCUUCGCUUUCAGAGAUGACGAGCUGUGGGCUGGUGAGGCGGCGACGCCGCAGCAGUCUAAAGUCUUUGAUUACCCGUUCUCCACCAAGCGAGAGGUCGUGGCCAGCCAGGAAGAGAGUGAGAGGCAUACGCUCCCAGCUGGAAGAUUAAGGAUUUCAUCAGAUUGCCUCCUGAUCAUUGCCCUUUUUGAGGGAACUGUACCCCUGGGUAAGAGCUUCGCCGACGCAGCCUGUGGCUACGGUGGAUGGACGGUUUCUUGGGGUCACAACGAGACCACAGACGAGGCUGUCAUGACCUUGAUGAAUGUACACCAUGACAGGAGAGCAUUCUAUGGAUUCAACGAUGUCAGCAAAAACAUCAUAUUGGGUGAUAAUGGACCUAGGCCUGCCUCUCCGUACUGA